ACGUUGGGGGAAAAAAAAAGAAGGCUACGUUGAGGAGGUGAACGAGAAAUAUGAAGUCAUCUUGGCGAUCUGAGUGUAUUCUGUGAAGACCGGAUUCUGUGAGUGAGGAGCAGGAAGGACAGAACCUUCUCUGCUCCCAGGAGGAAGGAGGGAUGGGCAAACGGACGGGGGUUUUCAAGGUGGGAGGAGGGAGGCAUCAGAAGGGAGGCGGUGUCGAUGAUCAUCAUGACGAUGGUUGUGCCAAUCAACGCAAGGGAGAGGGUGAGCUGCCACGUGGCAGUUCUCGGGGUUGGCUAAAGUGGACCGAUGCCACUGGUUCGAAUAGAACAACGAGUGCUGCUGCUGCUGCGGCGGCGGCGGCGGAGUGUGCAAGUGGCAGCUCUGCCGGCCGAUCCCACGAAACUGACGAUGCUUGUGUAAUUCUAACGGCUUCGGAAAUUCUGCCACGUGGCAGCUCUACAACCGGUCGAUCGCACGAAGCUGGCGACACUACCGGUAGUGUAACUCUAACGGCUUCGGAAAAUCCGACACGUGGCAGUCCUUUAGGUAGCUUUCUGAAAGUAACUGCGAGCAACGUUGCAGCUGUCCAUCGGACGGCGGAGAAUUCUCCACGUAGCGAUCGAACUACUACGCUGGUCUCGAUCGAUCCCGCAUGUCCUAUGAGGACGCCUGCCGCCGGCUAUGCUAAUCGAGCGGCGUACGAGCCUCCUUAUGCUGGCGGUAGUUGUCCACCUGCUGCCUCGGAGGAGGAGGAGGAGGAGGAGGAGGAGUCUGCACUUGGCAGCUCCGCUGGCAGAUCCAAUGGAAAUGGUAAUGCUGGGCCCAAGCGCGCCGCCUCCUUGGCACAUCCGCCGCCACGUGGUGGUCCCGGCUCAGGCAGGUGUCUAAGAGUUGCUGUGCUUCCUGCUGGUGGCACUAGUAGUGGCGGCGUCAAUCGGACGGCGGAGGCGGAGGCGGAGGCGGCGGCGGCAGAGAAUCCGCCACGUGGUGGUCCCGGCUGUCUGAAACGAACGGCUGCCACCGCCACCGACCGCGAUGGCGGCAGCGGGGGUGUGAAUCGAGCGGCGGAGAAUUCGCCACGUGGCGGUUCAGCAGGAUGUCUCAAGAGAACAGGUGCCGCCGAUGCUAAUCGAACGGCGGAAGAUCCUCUGUGUGGUGGUGGUUCCGGCUGUCUCACAGGAACAGGUACCGCCGACCCAGAUCGAGCGGUGGAGAGUCAGACACGUGGCGCUCCAGGAGGAGGAUGUCUACAUGGAGCCGCUCGAGGUCGUCAAUCUACGACCGUCGAGCCGGGCGGCGUCGCCGACGGGUCGCCACAUCCACCACAUCCUUGUGCUCCUGCUGCUGCUGUGGCAAUUCAGAAGCAAAACCACUACAACUUGCGGCAACAAGAGGCGCAUCAUCGGCACAACUUGCAGCUGAGUAAGACAUACGCGCCGGUUCUGAGUAGGAUAUGGGCGGGGUGGCUUUCGAGGUUUCUAUGUAGGGCGAAGGAGAGGAGCGACAGAAACCGCCACGUGCACAUGGGAGAAGGGUGCAUGGCAGGGAAAGGUUCGGGGGUCUUGCCGGAUUUCGCUGAGGCCGCUCGAUGCUUUGGCCAGGCGUCGCGUCAGGGGGACCCCACAGGUCACUUUUGGAUGGGAUGGCUCCACGAGGAAGGAAAAGGCGUCGAGAAGGAUUUUUCAAAGGCCGUCAAGUUCUACAAGAAGGCAGUGAAGCCUGGGCCCACACCUGCGGAGCAAGCAGAAAUUGACCGCAGGCUGGCAGAUAAGAAAAAGGAAAAAGAAGCAAAGAAAAAACAGAAAGAAGAAGAAGCAAGAAAAAAAAUGAAAGAGAAAAUGGACAAGGAACUAGAAGAAGAAUUGAAAAGUAUACAAGAAGAAGAAGAAGAAGAACAAGAGGAAGUGGAGACUUUAGUAAGACGUCGUCCCAUUGACAUCCCGGAGAGUAGUACAGCACAACGGCUUCCGGUUGAACCGCUAAAUUGGGCUGAUCAGUCUUAUUACUCCAGCGAAAUCCUAAAAGAGUCUGAAGAAGAACGUGAUGUGUUCAUUGUCAAAUUAGCCACGGUGACAGAUACGCUUGAACGCAAUCUGAUGAUGGCAGAGAAAAGGGCUGAGUUGAACAGCAAGUUGUUAGCAUCCAGAAGGCAAGAAGUGAACGAAAAGAAAAGGCUGCAAGCAGAAGGGGAGAAAUUGCAGAAAGCUCUAGAAGCGCAAAAGGAAAACCCCUCUGAAACUGAAGCACAGCUUGCGCUUCUCAGGGAGGCCGUCCUCAACACGAGGCAAGACAUGGACUUAAUGCGUCAGACUUUGCAACGCGUAGAAACACAUCGAGUGGAAUUCGAAACAGUUUGGAACAACUUCUUGGAAAAGUCAGCCAAGGAUGUGGACCAUCAUGUUCAGACCUAUAUCCAGGCUUUAGAUGACCACGUCAGUAAGACAUUCACCCCCGAAGUUAUAGAAAAGAUUGUAAAGGGAGCUAGAGGCGACGGAGGAGAUGGAGAUGGCGACGGCGAUGAUGAUAAGAAAGGAAAGAGGAAGAUUGGGGAUCCAAAAGAAAAACUUCCUCAGGAAACCGGGCAGCGUAUCCCAUACUGGGACAGGGUGUUGAUGGCAACUUCGUACAUGGGAGGCGACGCCAUGAGCUUCGCCAUCUCGCUGCAGAAGGAGGCGGGGUGCAACUCUAUGGUAGAAUAUUCGCAGCAAACCCGAAUCGAAGAUUUCCUUAAGUUAAUAAGAGAAAGAUUUGAGGACAAAAACUUGGCAAGACGCACAAAAAUGUUGAUCCUCAGCCUUCCUGAUAGGAAGUGGAAGAGUACUUCUGCACUAAAGGCCACUAUGGAUGAAUUAUUGCAAUGCCCUGAUCACGGGUUGACGCCGGCCCAAAUCUUAAACAGUUUUGCACGAGCACUCCCGGAUCCCCUGAGAACGCAACUCUAUCCCCGCACAAAGGAAGAGGGGAUGACGUAUGAGAAGUUCGGCAAGAUCGCAAUAGAUCAUGCCGGCUUCCUCGCUGAAGCGAAUUAUUGYCAUUAUUGGAAGGAUCUGCAAGCGGGUAAGAGAUGGCAAAACCGCACUAUCUCAGGGUCUAUACCUGGGAAAGACAGUCUCCUUCUAACCUUUGAAGAAGGAGGCGCCGAGACCAUCUCCUGGGAUCAGGUUGACUAUGGUCUCGAUGAACCCAACAGACCGAUAGCUCAGGAGGGGAGUUACGCGGCUGUUGCAGCCCGCGGGGGAGGGCGUCAAGGAAGAGGGUGUGGCCGAGGAAGAGGUCGCGGCCGUGGUGGACGAGGAUUCGACACCCAGAGGGGUGGUGGUGAAGGAAGCCACUACGUGGGAGGACGAGGAAAUGGUCCCUCAUACGGUGGCCGUGGUUCUUACUCCACCUGGGGUAGAGGAAGAGGCUCAUGGUACAACAAGUGGGAUAAGCCAUACCCACCUCAUCCAGGCCUGCCGGAAGGAGAGCCUUGGAAAGAAUUGGGAAUCACAGGAAAAGCGCGAAUGACCCUUAAGUUGACAAGGUGGGCUGCGGAAAUUGAUAUGUUUGACUUUGAGCUGAAGCCAGUCAAGGGUAGGCAUCCUGAGACUAAUGGUCAGACUGAGCAGAUGAAUAAGACAUUGCAGCAAACUUUGCGCAUGUACAUUCGUCCCGAUCAGAUUGACUGGGAUGAACAUCUGCCUAAAGUUGUCAGUGCCUAUAAUAACUCUGUACAUCUAUCUACAUGUAAGACUCCUAUGGAGUUACAUCUGGGAUGGCGUCCACGCAGACCCAUUGAUCGGUUGAACCCUGAUCAAGUCCAUAAGCUUCCUCUAGGAACUAGUGAAUUUGCAGUCGAAUAUCAAAAAGACAUUGAGAAGGUAAAAGAAAGCAUACUCAAAGCCCAGCAUCAGAUGAUUGAACAAGCAAAUAAGCAUAGGCGCCCGUCUCAAUUUGCUGUAGGAGAUUUGGUUUGGGUGAAAUCCAAAGAAUUUGCUCCUGAAGAGAACAUCUCUCAAAAGCUUUUACCCGCAUACAGAGGACCUUGGCAGGUUCUAGACGUAAUUGGAGAUGUGGAUGGGCCUUCGUAUGUCAUUGAGAUUCCUCCUCAUCUACGUACAUAUCCAGUGUUCCAUGCGUCCAAGCUCUUACCUCGUGUAACGAAUGAGCUCUUCCCAAGUCGCCGCUCAGCGAUACCUCCAAGUAUGGAUGGGAAGUAUGACAUAGAUAAAAUUGUUGCAGAAAGUACUUACCACACUGGACGUAGAGGCAGACCACAGCGACAGUAUAAGGUGAGGUUUGCAUACCAAAAUCCUAGUGAAGAUCUCUGGUUUACAAGAGAAGAGCUGUUAGAUUCUGCACCUCAUAUUGUGUCUGCAUAUGAAAGCGCAAAGAGAGGGAUUCAUAUCCUUGAUAGGUAAAUGAUUCUCAGAGGACUUCAAAAUUAGGCCGGCGAGAGUAAAAGGGCCUUUACCCG
Molecule: messenger RNA, 4456 nt
Organism: Chara braunii
Lineage: Eukaryota; Viridiplantae; Streptophyta; Charophyceae; Charales; Characeae
Source: the annotation of a GenBank genome assembly